Messenger RNA from Anopheles moucheti, 6314 nucleotides. RefSeq names its product hyccin (gene Hyccin). Gene Ontology annotation, cellular component: plasma membrane. The transcript has 9 exons. Gene Ontology annotation, biological process: protein localization to plasma membrane; phosphatidylinositol phosphate biosynthetic process. The record is from RefSeq and is a predicted model, not a curated record. NCBI's taxonomy places the organism in Eukaryota, Metazoa, Arthropoda, Insecta, Diptera, Culicidae. Bases 532 to 2994 code for a protein of 820 amino acids.
CGUAGCAGGCGGUUCGCCCCCGCGUAUUCCCGUUCCAAAGUAUUCCACGGGUUUCGCGAGUCGUGGCCCCAGUUCGGGAAGUGCAAAUCUUCAAAAUCCAUUCCAUUGGUACCGUCAUCCCAUCGGGAUUGUGAUCUGGUGUCUCCGGCUGACACCGAAGGAGGAGUUUUUCGAAGUGCAAAUAUUACUCAAUGUAUGACUUGUCGCAUUGAGAAACGUAUUAUUAAGCCGGUCACAGUGAGGAACGAUUAAAAGUGACCAUUGCAAACAGCUGUGAUCGAACAAAUAGCUACGUGGACAAACACGUGGACGUGGCGUCGAGACAGUUUGACGUAAGGAUUGCCUCCGGAUGUGCCGCAACAGAAGAAGAACGUAGCACGUGAGCCGGCAGCGAAGAUUUCGCAGGGAAAAGGCUUCGAAGGAGAGAGAAUACCUCUGGCAGACGGGAUUACCGGUGUGCUCCUUAUCACUUUGCUGUGACAAAACGUCAGUGGCGUGCGGUGGGUAGAUCGGCAUCGGUAGAAGAAAGCAAUGGCGGAAGCGAUCAUUGCCGACUGGAUCUCCGACUACAGUUCCCUGCAGGAAUCGGAACUACGCACAUUUGCCGCCCAGCACGAGAAUGAUUUCGAGAUCUCGAAGGCUCUGUACACCAUCCUGAAUGAGCGGAUGAAAUACAAGGAUCUAAUCCAUCCGAUAUGCAACCAGCUGUGCAAUUUCUAUCGGUCGAACGAAGUCGAACUGCGCCGGUUUACGUUGCAGUUUGUGCCGAUGUUGAUCUAUCUGUAUUUAAACUCGGUGGCUCUCGGCGACAAGAAAGGUUGCCGGUCGAUCGAAACGCUACUGAUCUGCAUUUACAACAUUGAGGUUAGUUCGGAUGAUGGCAGUCCGAAGGUGGUGUCUUUUCGAAUGCCCGUCCUGGCGCAGGCAUCCGUUUACCAUGAGGAAAAAAGCCUACAACCAAGUGAUCUACGAAGGUGGGAGGAGAAUAGCAAUAAGGAUAUUAACUGGGGACCGCUACCAUCGAUCGAAUCGAUCAACGCGCAGAACCGGCUUAAGGUGAUGACGGCGCUGCUGUUCACGUACAACCAGCAGCUGAAUCAGAUCCACAAACCCGCCCUGUAUCACCUGUGUAAGACGACUUCGCUGCUGGUGAACCAGGGUUUCCCGAAGGUACCGGGUGGCCAUAUGCACCGCUCAUCGUACGGUAACGAUCCGAUCUCACCCCAACAACCGAUGGCGAUGGCUGCCCCAUCACACGUCGUCCGACCACCGCCACGGAUCGCAGUGAACUCCCAGUUCCUGGUGGAGCUGGCACACGCCAAUUACUUCGCCAUGUUUAACGAGUUUGCGUCGGCGGCGAUCGAAGCGGUGACGGAUCUGCACAGCCGCGCGUGCUACGAAAUGCUUCCCGAGGUGAUACUGGUGACGAAUGCGAUACGCAACUCGUUGCAUGCCAAUCCUUCCGGUCAACCCAGCGACGGUCCGAUGGGUAUUAGUGUUGCAUUGACGCCCGCUACAACUACGGUGACGGUGUCGAAGUCAAUGAUUACGAACGCCUCCUUCCGUACGAAGAAGCUACCAGACGAUCUGGAGGUUGAGUUUGUGAAUGCACUACAGUCAACGCAGCAGGAAAUGAUGAGCAAGCUGGCGAUGAUUGAUGCGGACAUAGGAAACGGUCCUACGAGUGGAUCCGGAAUAGUACAGUCUGCUGAUUCCAACAGUCCCCGUACCGAACCGAAAAAGAAAGAAUCCUCACGAAAGUGGAAAAAUUGGGGCUGGAAGACGAACACUACAUCGGCUACGGUGACAAACGCCAAUGGAACUGGUGCCGCUGGUACGAAGCAGGCUAGCAUUGAGGAGGAAGCAGACUCCCCGAAACGAUCGGCCGGCUCGACGCGUCAUUCUAGUCCGGCCGAUUCACCCAAACACAAGUUGCUGUUAGGUACAGGCAAGGUGGAGGACGUAAACUCGAGCAGCAGUAUCUCCCCAGCUUCGCUGAGACGCAAGAAAUUCCUCUCGAGCAAGAACCAGUCGCCGGUUAAUCGAUCAGAGGCUCGUGCUAGUGCAGGAGCUCGAUUGUACGAGGAGCUGGACAGCAGUCUGCAGGAUUCGGAUUCCGAUGAGUUGGCAGCGUUAAUAGUGAAUGGAAGGCCGGCAACGAUCCAUCUCAUACAAACGUCCACUAUUCCAGACGAUAUUCCAAUACAGGGCCCAACGAAGGAAGAGAACGGUGGCCCACACCAUCUCACCAGCAUCAACGAAGAGGGUGAGAGCGGGCUGCCAUCGGUGGACGGUAGCACGAAGGCUGGCAGUGGUACGACGGCUGGCGGCAUGUCGGCAUCGGGCACACCGGGCAAGCCGAAGGAUUCCAAAACGCAUAAGGUGCUGGGUGGUUUCAAGAAACUGAAACCGGAAAAGGAUAAAGAUAAAGAUAAGGAUAAGGAUAAGGAGAAGGAUAAAGAUAAGGACAAGGAUAGGGAUAGGGAGGGCAGUGGUACGACGCCGGUUGUGCUGGUUUCUACCGGUUCCGGCGGUGGUGUGACACUUCCGGUGAACAGCACUACUGCAGCAGCAACAGCAGCAGGCAUCACCGUCGGCGGAACAUCCCUCGUCGAGGAGGCGAAGGCACUUAUGUCAUCAGCGAAGAAGAUAAACUCGAAGGAGAAAUUAAGUGCUUCCGGUGUCGGUGGUGGCCAACCGGCGACUGUCGUUGUGCUCUCGAAUGGAAGCAUCCUGAUGGGAUCCGGGCCAGUGUGCAACGCGACCAACGGCGACAGUUCGGAUGGGGUCGUAACGCUAACGGCGGCCACGGCCAACGGCGGACUCGGCAAGCAGUCACUCGACAUUGGGGAAUCGUUCGAUUCUGGCAGUGAACUGCUGCAGCAGCACGGCUCUACCACCAUCAACAGCGCUAACAGCAAUGGAGGCAACACGAUAAAAACCACCGUACUGGAUAUGAAGAACCACGGAAGUAUACAAGUUAGUCAAGUCUAGAUUGUCCAUUCGAGUACGCUAGGAGGAAAUUUGUUUGGGUCGGGACAGUGUGCGUGUGUGCAUAUGUGCGUAUAGUUUAGUUUUUCUCCUUCUUCUCGACUGUCCUUUUUUUACUUCACCCGUUCCAAAAUCGCGAAGUGAGGUUAUACAGUAUUGCAGUGCUAUUCUAAGGUCUUUUUUAAGUAUGUAAAGUGUGUAUCGAAUUGAACCCUCUCCCUCCCCAAAAAGGGCAUACGCACACAUACAUUCUUUUCCUCUUUUUCUAUUAUAUUCCCCUGAGUAAUCGUCCUGUAGCGUAACUGAAAGAUUGAUAAUAUUUUCGGGUUGGUUUAUAGAUAGUAUUUUUGGUGCGUUUUUUUGUUGCAAUGCCAAAUAAGGACAUUCACGGCAAACCCGUUGCACAGUGAGAGCUAUGUCCAUAAUGUUAAUUUGUGUAUUAAAUUUGAUUUUUUAAAUUUGUUUUUAUACAUCUUUAUAUCAAGCAGUAAUAAUAUGUUAAUCAUACACUUGUUCUCGUGAUAGUACAUUUUCUGUUAUAGUUAUAUAAUGCCAAUCGUUCCACAUUCGCGUGUUUAUUGUCUCCAUUUUGCUGAUAUUCGUUUCCGUUAAUAAUUCCAGCUCGUUGUUAAAACUGUUAUGAAUGUGAAGGUGCCCACACAUUUUGGGGCUCCCGGUUGUUGCUAAUGGUAUCUUCCGAAGGAUUUGCAUUUCAAUAAUGCACUUGCCGGUAUUGUCCAUUCCCUCCCGCCCCUAAAGCAUUAGUCCGUUGUGCGUAAAGACUAUGGCGGAAACAACGAUUGCGAUAAUUCUGUCCCUUUUUCUUUUUACCUCACCUUUUACCACCCACCGGUGAUUGUACAACGUCGUGUUAUUGUAAAUUCGCCAUUUGCUCACGUUCAAGCCCCGUCAUUACCGAAUCAUUUAUUUUCGACGAGUGCUUUCUCGUUCGCCACCGGGUGGGUGAGUGCUUAGCGAUGCAUGCUUGGAAAAAUAGCUCCCACACAAAAAGAAAAACAAACCCCUGGAAACGACUGUUCCGAAUCGUAUCCUUCGGCAUCGUCUGAAUGCUCAUGAGCUUUAGGAAAACGAUGGAGAAAAAAUCACCACAUUUUUUCCAUACUAACGGCCUAUCGACGAGCACAUGCUUGCGUUUGAAGAAUUCGUUGGGUAAUUUAGGUAUAAAUGUAUAAGUUUAGAGUAAGCAUCAUUUGAUUAGCAUCCUUAGUGGUUCAUUCAUUGUGCAUGAAAAGCUCCAUAAUGUAAGCAUCCUUUUGUCAUUCGCUAGAGCUGAACUGCUCAAUACGAUAAGGAUGGUGUGAAAAUGCUAACUGUUUGUAAAAGUUGACUUACCUCAAUUUGGAGUACCAUUCUGCUAGGGCUUGUUAUUGUUUGUUUCGGUUUAUUUGUGUUGGGGGAAGUUUCAGGAAGUUUUAUAUUACAUAACUAACUUUUGUUUUUACUUACACUUUGUUUAUUUUGAUUGCAAAUCUUAUCCGCUUCUACGUCGGACAACCAGCUGUGGAGAAUCUAAGAUGAUUAAAUGAACUAAAGUUCAUCCGUUUAAUGCGGCUACACUACCAUCCACGGACUCGUUUGUCCACAAAUCACUCAAUCAACAUUGAGCUGUGGGCGACUUUAUGUUAUUAUGUGCGCGUUUCUUUGCCUGUAGGCUUCGCACACAUUCAUUGAUGGUGUCACCGAGUGCGUUAUUACAGUUUGGAACAGUUUUCGACGAGUAAUUAAGCAGAAAGUUUUAUUCAAUUCGGUUGAAAAGUUUGUACACGAUUGCGAAGCGAAACAAAAAGGAACAAUACGGUGUUCCUGAAACACGGGCAUUAAUUUCACAUCGAAAGUUUUGGGCUGAUUUGUAAACUGUUAUCGACAACAGACGUCGGAAGCAAGAAAUCCCUUCUUAAUUCUUCCUUAUGAAUGUGCCAACAAAUGAUCAUGUGGUUGUAUAUGUGUUUGUUUGUGUGAAAGAACUCGGGAUGUGUUUCUUUGAUACUGUGAGGGUGCUUUAUCGUCCACCAACUGAAUUUUUCUUCUGUAAUUCGAUAACAGAGAACACACAUACAAAAUGGAAUCCUUCGUCAUUUAUUCACAGGGAACUUAACGCAAUGAGGUCGUAUUUGUUAAUCCGAAUUCGAACAUGAACAUGGGAUUACACCGAAUAUGUUUCUCGUAUUACAUAGAAAAAUGUGAAUAUAUUGAAGCAAUACUGAUACACCACAAAUACAGAAACAUAGAAGAGAAUCGGUUCUAGCACAGUCUAUUUUACCGAAUGUUGUAAUGGAAUAGCUAACUUGAAGUACUUGCUCUGAAUUUCUUUGAAGGGGCGUAUAAAUCACUGAUUCCAACUUGUGUCCAUAAAGAAAGGGACAGGAUCUUUACAAACUGUUGUUCAAUAUCCCCCAUCGUUGUUGUUACAUCUUCAUCAUCUCUUAUCUACCAUUGUCCACCUUUUAUCAUCGGAAUUACCAUGUCAGUGCAGCAAAUCACAACAGGAAAGCAAUAGUUGAAGCAAACCAACAAAACGAACAUUUAGGGUAAGGAAAUUCGCAUCUAUUGCAUCGCAUCUAUCUAUUCAGCGGUUGAUUGACAAGUUGGGGACAUGUUGGGAUCUCACUAUGCGUUCCUUGCGACCGGAAAGAGGUAUACACUUUUAGUUUACCAUUAAAUUUGUCAAAUUUUAACCCAUCAGAACAACACCAAGACUCAAAAAUAUUUUCCAAAAGAUCCAUCAGCAUUAGCUAGGAAACUAGGCAACAACAAAAAGCGCUAGGAUGGAGGCGAAGACUUAUGACGAAGGAAUUAUCGGAUCGAACUUGUUGUAAAUGAUAUUAUCUAACUAGUAGGAAACAUGGCAUACACACAUUCACUCGCAGAACGAAAGCUUAUAAAGCACGCACCCCUACACCCCUGUUGUAUACAUAUCAUUUCACGUUCUCAUUUUCUCCCCAAAACAAAAAAAAAUCAUCAAGGCUGCUCUGAGUUAUGUUACGUUUCCAGCAUGUUUUAAGAAGGAUGAAAUCUUUCACCUGUUGUUACCUUGCGCGUGCAAAAAUUGUUUGCAAGUGAGUAUUGUAAAAAAAACCACCCUUUUUUCUUAGUACGUGUAAACCGUGGUCUUUGUCUACUGGCAGAGCAAUAACACACAAAAGACUUUUGUCGGCAGACUCUUCAAAAACCCGGAUGAAUGUGUGCUAAUAGCACGAGGGAAGUCCUUAACAUGGGAAGCUAUAUACAAAAAAAACCUAUUAUACACAGAGACUCGUUAACGUCAAAAUCGUUUAGAUUUCAUCGUCGGUGUACAUACUUAA